Hyla sarda is the source of this 958-nucleotide messenger RNA. Its product is annotated as transcription factor Sox-3-B-like. Gene Ontology annotation, biological process: regulation of DNA-templated transcription; cell differentiation; anatomical structure morphogenesis. Bases 74 to 958 code for a protein of 294 amino acids. The transcript has a single exon. Gene Ontology annotation, molecular function: DNA-binding transcription factor activity, RNA polymerase II-specific; RNA polymerase II cis-regulatory region sequence-specific DNA binding. The record is from RefSeq and is a predicted model, not a curated record. Lineage: Eukaryota; Metazoa; Chordata; Amphibia; Anura; Hylidae.
AUUGCUCUAGAGGGUGGUUUUAGGCAGCUGCUGGAAAUCUUUGGUAGAGAGGGUUCCUGCAAGUGGCUGCUGAAUGCAUAACAUGCUGGACGCCAACAUGAAAAGCCCUCUGCGGGACUCCAAACCUCAGGUUGUAGAAGCAGGUUCAACAUUUAAAGGCACUACUGCUACUCCAGACCACGACCGGGUUAAAAGGCCUAUGAAUGCUUUUAUGGUGUGGUCUAGAGAAAAGAGGAAGAAAAUGCUUGCAGACCAUCCCAAGAUUCACAACUCUGAAAUCAGCAAAAGGUUGGGAGUAGAGUGGAAGCUUCUUGGUGAUGCAGAAAAGAAACCCUUCAUAGAUGAAUCAAAAAGACUGAGAGCUCAGCACAUGUCAGAGCAUCCAGAUUAUAAGUAUAAACCAAGGAGAAGGCAAAAGACUCUCCAGAAAAAGGACCACUAUUCUUUGCCUGGGAAUCUUAUGGCUUCAGAUGCAAACCCAUUAUCAAGCACUAUUGGGGUUGCACAAAGGACAGAUCCUUAUGGCCACUUGAACAGCUGGCCGAAUGGCCCUUAUGCUCUGAUGCAGGACCAACUUGGCUAUAUGCAGCACCCUGGGUUGAACAGUUCACAGGUUCAACCAAUGCACAGGUAUGACUUUAACAGCUUGCAUUAUAAUCACAUGAUGCCUUCUUCUCAGGCCUACAUGAACUCCUCAUUAUAUAAUGUAACCCCACCAUACAACCUGCAAAGCUCCGCUCCUAUGACCAUGGUGCCUGGGGCCAAAACUGAAUCCAGUUCUUCACCUCCUGCAAUAACCCCACACAUGCAAAGAGUCUGCUCUGGAGAUCUGAUGGGCAUGUACAUGCCUCUUGGUGGUGAUGAAGGGGACCAGUCUUCUCUCCAUAACAGCAGACUGCACAGCAUCCAUCAACACUUCCAAAGUGUGGAGAAUGGAAAUACAUUAACUUCACUUUAA